AUGCAACAGGACCAGACCACGCUGGCAGACGUGGAGGCGACUCUGCAGCCGUACGUGGGCGGCCUGCGGCUGCUGGGCCAGUGGUCGCUGCCCGGUGGCGGCCGGCGCCUGGCCACGCUGUGCGCCGUGCUGCUGGCACACGGCCUCCUCAUAACCACCUCCUGCCUCAACCUCCUCAUGGACCCCCCGCGGGACCUGCAGGUGCUCACCGUCAACGCACACUCCACGCUCACCAUACUGGGCCUCGCUGUCAAGGUGGUGUCGUUCUCGCUGGACGGGGCGCGCCUGCGAAAACUGCUGCAGCUCCUGGGGGAGGCGCACGCAGCCUUCCCGGACUCGGCGGCUAGGCGGCGCCGCUACGGCGACGUCGGGUUCCGCCUCUACAUCUUCCUGCAGGUGUCGCACGUGGUUUGCUACAUCUCGUGGGGCAUGGCGCCGCUACUCAGCUCUGCUGUGGCCCCAGCGACCAAUGGCAGCUCCUACGAGAACCGGGGCCUCCCCGUGGCCGCGUGGUUACCGGGAGUGGACGUGAGGGCCUCCCCCACCUACGAGGUAGUCUACGGCCUGCAGCUGUUGUUCACCACCCUGACCACGCAGUCCACAGUCUUUCUGGACAGCACUCUGCUGGCACUCAUGCUGCACCUCACUGCAGAGCUGGAGGUCCUCAACGACAACAUGGCUGCAGUCCAAGUAUCUGCUGAGGUGGCAAUAAACAGUUAUCGACACGGCGAUGAUGGUGACACCAAAACAAGUAAAAUGAACAGACAGAUCAAAACAAGUGGAGAUGGCAGCACAGAGGAGCAGAUGUAUGAGAAGAUAGUGGAAAAUAUCAGACACCAUCAAAUAACUAUAGCUUCACUCGUUUGGGUUGCUGUGCAGAGCGAGCGCCUGGUGCACUCGGCCUUCAGCUGUGGCUGGCCGGACGGCGACGGGCGCUGCAAGCAGCUGCUGCUCGUCUUCUGCCUGCGUUCUUGCAGAGCCGCCAGCCUCAAGGUCGGCCUGCUCUACCCGCUGUCCAAGGAGAUGGUCAUCCAGGUGCUGAACACUUCGUACACGCUGUUCAAUUUCCUGUACCACACGGAGCGUGCGAGAGCGUCACUGGAUUGA
This is a messenger RNA of Schistocerca piceifrons (Central American locust), 1107 nucleotides long. RefSeq lists its product as uncharacterized. The record is from RefSeq and is a predicted model, not a curated record. NCBI's taxonomy places the organism in Eukaryota, Metazoa, Arthropoda, Insecta, Orthoptera, Acrididae. The coding region runs from base 1 to 1107 and encodes 368 amino acids. Gene Ontology annotation, biological process: sensory perception of smell; detection of chemical stimulus involved in sensory perception of smell. The transcript has 5 exons. Gene Ontology annotation, cellular component: plasma membrane. Gene Ontology annotation, molecular function: olfactory receptor activity; odorant binding.